AUGAGUGAAUCUGAAAUCCUGUCAGGUCGUUUCGCCGUAACACUUCGAAUCCAAGAUCCCUCAUUCUGCUUAGGAACGGUGGGUCAGUUUAUUUACGACAUACCGCAGCUUUUAGGCCAUUCGAAUGCCAUAAAUUCCGCAACUCUAUGCUUAAUAUCUUCUUACGAAAAUUUCCUACGCGGAUGUGAUCCGUGCAAUCGAAUACCACCCCGUUUAUACAGCCAUGCAUUGCGCAGUCUGCAGCAGGCGCUCAAUGACCCUAAUGAGUGGGAUUCUCUGGGCACUCUGUCCAGUGCAAUCUUAUUACAUCGUCUCGAGGCUUUGUUCGGGAAUUUCCGAAAGAAUGGCAUCAAAGUUCACGCUUCUGGCUUAGCUGCAUUGUUACAAAAGAGGGGCCCUCCCCAGAAGGACGAUUUGAUGGAAUUCCAAGCAAAUAUGGACAGUCACCUCUCUAUUACUCAGCACUAUGUGUCCCAAAGGGAAGAUAGCUUUCUGGUCAAUCCCGAAUGGGCUGAUGCACUCGAUAUGCGAGGUCACACGACAGACCUCAAAACUGUGUAUUUUAGAUUAAUGCGGUCGAUGACGGUGUGGCCCACGCUUGUGCGAGAAAGCUCACUUCUUGCAACGGGCGACACAGGAAUCAAUAUUCCGAGCCUAUCUCGAAAGGCACACGACGUGCUGAAUGAGUUGCAGCAUAUUGAAAAGUCACUUGAUCGGUUCAUAUAUGAACAUGGAUCAAUCAGCGAAAUUCCAUCUCGUCGGUUGGAUGAUCCACUGCCAACUAUGUUCGAGGUUAGGACAACAAUGGCAGCGAUGGCAAUGUGCCAUCUCGCCAUUUUCAGCAUCGUGGUUUGUCGAAUUUUGAUAUCUCUGCGUAUAAAAAUGAAGGCGGAGAGCCUGGAGCUGGAAGCACUUGUUUUAAAACAUUGUCACCGAGUCUGGAAGCUCAUCGAAUAUAGUCGGCUCCACGAACCACUUGGUUUGCCUGCCAUGCAAGCUGCAUUGAUAUUCACUUUUGCAUCAGCACAUAACGAAAGUACCAAAACGUAUAUUCUGGAGGCAUUGAAUGAUCUUGAUAGCUUCCGACGGGCAGAAGGCGAGACAUGGAGUCAAGAGGAGGUAUUAUACAUUGCUCGAUCAUUACAUGGUUCAUGA
This is a messenger RNA of Penicillium cosmopolitanum, 1155 nucleotides long. RefSeq lists its product as uncharacterized. NCBI's taxonomy places the organism in Eukaryota, Fungi, Ascomycota, Eurotiomycetes, Eurotiales, Aspergillaceae. The transcript is spliced from 3 exons. Bases 1 to 1155 code for a protein of 384 amino acids. The record is from RefSeq and is a predicted model, not a curated record.